Molecule: messenger RNA, 3742 nt
Organism: Rhodofomes roseus
Lineage: Eukaryota; Fungi; Basidiomycota; Agaricomycetes; Polyporales; Fomitopsidaceae
Exons: 9
Coding region: 99-3500 (1133 amino acids)
Molecular function (GO): metal ion binding; protein binding
Source: RefSeq, a predicted model, not a curated record
CCUGAGGUCACCGCUCGCCGCUCCUCUCGUCACACCAACCUUCACCGACUCACUCACUUAUCGAAUCUGACUGCAUUUUUGUGGUGGUGUAACCAAACAUGGCAGCCGCGCCCAAGCCACUUGUCCUUGUCUUCUCUCUAUCCGGAGAAAACAUGGACGGAUUUUAUGCCCCCUUCAUGGCCCAUCUCAAGGCUCAAUGCGAGGUUGAAGUCGUCAAAUCACAAAACCAUGCGCUGCGGACGCUGUCGAGGUCACCACGUCCUCAAGCAGUUCUCCUUGCUGAUGAAGUUGUGACCGAGCGGAGACAGGAAGGACUCCUACGCAAACUGGCAGAGUAUACCAGGUCUGGAGGUACGAUUGUCUUUGGCUGCAGAUUCUCAACGUUCGUCGAGAAGAAGAAAAUGGAGGCAAUGUUCCAAGGGGUGUUGGGACUGCCGUGGACCCGGGGCGAUUAUUACCGCUGCGUCUUCUCUCUUAAUAGAAGAGUGGAGAACAUUGGCCUCGAGAGUCUCGCUUCGUCAUAUAGUAUGAAAGCCUCGCAACUGCGCAACGUAACGCCCACGGCAGCAGUGUAUGUCCCCACCGAAACUUCCCGGAUCCAGUCUUUCGUCUUUGCACCUACCCCUGUCGGGAACCUAGAGCAGACCCCUGCAGCAUUCACAAGACUUGGCCAAGGCUACGUCGGCUACGUCGGAGACGUCAAUGCUGAAGAGGAGACAACUCACCUGCUCAUCGCUAUGUUGCUCGCAUCCUCGCAAGAACGAGAGACCAAUGAUCCAGCGACGUCGACAAACCCACGGAACAUGCAACGACCUUCUGUGCUCGUUCUCAUGCUCCAGGAACAAAUGGACUUUGCCUGGCGUGAAAUGUACGCUGACGUACUCGCUGCCCUUCGCAAUAGGGCCAAUGUCACGGAGGCCUCGACAAUUCAUCAGGCUCUGCGACGUCUUACAACGAAGCCACUCCCAAAUGUUGUGCUCGAGAUGGACGGUAGUAUUUUGGAGGAAAGGCAUAGCGCACUUCUCUCAGCACUGAUCGCAUAUAGCCAACUUCCUGGGAACACUGUCGUCUUCGCAUGCCAAUUCGCUGGAUUCGUAACCCCGGAUGACUUCGAUGCACUCUUCGAGCGUCUGGAUCUCUCGUGGCGCUGGGGCACCUACACGAAAAAGGAUGUCACUGUGACGAAGUCCGUGGACGACGUUGACUUCGACUCGCUGACGGAGACAUACGAGUACAACAAGGCUUUAUACCUUCGGGAUGUCCCCUGGGACGAAGCUGUCUAUGUUCCGACGCUCCGAUACCGCAGCGAUGAGACAUCGGCAGCGCUGGCUAAGACGACACGCGGAGGACGUAUUGGAUACGUCGGAGACAUCAACACAUCGGAACAUCUAACCAAGCUGCUCCUGGCCCUCUGCUUUCCAAAAACUGUCCAACCAAGCUCGGAGAGCGCGCAAGCCGCUUUACAAACAGUCCCUGCGACACAGCCUGCGCGUAGCGAGGGAGCUGACAAUCGCGAACCAAAACCCGAGGUUUUGCUUAUCUCGUUCGACAAGCUAUCGUUCUUCGACAGCAGCGAGCAACAGUUGCUUUCCGCCCUGCACAAGAACGCAGUGGUCCAGGAAGCCCUCGACGAGAAGGCUGCCCUGAAACACUUGUUGACGAAACCCAGUCCUGCCGCGGUUCUUCUCACCCACACCGCUGUCGCUCACAACGACAAGGUAAUUCACCACGUCAUUGCGUAUGCCCGCGCAGGAGGCAAGGUGAUCGUUGGCUUCCAAUUCCCCAACAGCCUCCCACUCAAUGAGUUCAAACCGUUCUUCGAGAAAUGGGAACUCCCCUGGGCCGCUGGCGCAUAUCACCGCACAACCUGUGCUUUGAACACGGACGGCGUACCUGCCCCGUUGCGGUCGAGCAAGCUCUUCCCCGCGUACAGCAUGAAAGCCGGUCACCUGAAACACGUCAAGAAGAAACAUAGGGUAUAUAUGCCGACGACCGCAUCGUGCAUAGAGGAGCAGUUCAGUCAGCCAGGCCCGCUAGUCACCGGCUCGCUCCUGGAUGAGUGUGCUGCAGCCUGGGCUCCCAUCGGCAAAGGCUACCUGGGCUACGUCGGCGACGUCAACACGGAAGAAGAGAGCAUCAGACUGGUCCUCGAGAUGUGUGGUAUCACCAUCAAGCCCGGGGACCUUGGCCCGCGGAAGUGCAGUGUGGGUAUGCGCAUCGAGCCUGGUGGAGGGAGGACACCUAUCACGGAGACGUACGGCGAGCGGCUACUCCCCGUGCGCAAGGAGCUAUCGCGACCGAGGCCUCGAGAGCAAGAAGCUGCUGCCCGGUCGGUGAAGCGCGCCAACAUGUCACGACGGAGACGCCUGACUGCUGAGGUGCUGAAGGAAGAGGGUAAUACAUUAUUCAAGGAGGGCAAGUCAGCAGAGGCCGCGAGCAAGUAUCGUCAGGCUGCGUUAGUGUACGGACCGAGACCAGUCUACAUGAGCAACCUUGCCGCAGCCCUACUCAAGAUGGGACGCCACGCCGAGGCAGAGUCUGCUGCCAGUCGUGCGCUCUUCUACGAGCCGAAGAAUAUCAAAGCACGUUACCGGCGAGGGAUGGCAAGCAAGGGAUUGAAGUCGUAUGCUCUCGCCAUAGAAGACUUCCGUAGUGUUCUGAGACAAGAUCCGUCGUCGCACGUUGUGCGGUCCGCUCUUGAAGAAACGCUCCUGUUAAACCACGGCAGGGUGCCACCUGAAGGAGAUCCAAAGAGGAGCGAGGAGCAUGAUCCUCUAUGGGAGAUUAUGACCGAAUCGGACAGCAGCGAAUAUGAGCAUGACGGUAACGGAACGCCGUGUCGCUAUCUGAACCACGACGGGUGUAGGCAUGGUUCGAAGUGUCGCUGGAAACACGCGCCUGACACACGUAGUGUUCGCGAUGAAAUAGGUCGCAAUGUAUGCAUGAUGUGGCUGUUGGGCCACUGCACUUACAACAAGUGCUACUACGCACACGACAAGACCUAUCUUUCUGCAGGUGGAUGGUGGAACAAACCCAACGUCGUAACCGAACUGUGGAACGAUGCCGACGAUGUCAUCAUCACUGGUCAUAAGAAGACAGAUCGAGCGAUGUUCCUGGCAACGAUCUGGACUCUACAGAUCUGGCGCACCGACGGGUGGACGCUUGGACGCUUUAGCGCCUUGGACGACGAGAAGAUUACCAUCGGAAAGCGGUCAGGCGUGUUAUCCGUCAACACAACGCAGCGCGACGGUCAGUUCCAGUACAGCUACUCUAUGCCGGAAGAGACCACGGCAAGCGUGGCAAGAGGCGGCGACGAGGACGAUGACGGUGAUGACGAAGACAAGGAUUACGACGGAAGUGAGUGGGACGACGAGGAGCAGGAGCAGAGGAUGGACAACAUGGGCUUCACCAACGACGAACUGAACGACAUAUUAUCCUAUGGCGUGAAACCAUGGGACGACGACGCCUGGGACGUACUAGAUGCCGUUCGCGGCAUGUAACUGUCCGCGUCAGCGCGUAUCGGUCCGUGGCCGACGUGUAUGUAUAGUGAGGUGCGGACAGGACAGGCUGAAAUCCGUCCGAGCGAAGCCAAGCCUGGGCUUCAAGCUUCAAUAUCCCCUCCUCUUUGCCUCAGAUGAAUCUAUGAUAGGGGUUUUGCUGCAUACGCAGCUAUCUAGUGCAUACUCAUCCUGUAAUGUACCAUAUAUCGACCUCGACUCCUCAAUGAGUUUCACGCGUCACG